AUGAGCCUGGAGCGUGCAGAAGGAGGUGAGAGGGAGACGUCAGCUUUUCUGGGCCCGGAAGUAUUUGAAGAGAAGCUGGCCGCCCUCCUCGCCUCCAAGAAAAAACUCGACACCUCAUUCUACAUCACGAGAGCGAAAUAUGACGAGUUUCUGCGGGACACGAAGGCAGCCGAAGAGAAGGAGAGUGGGUUAACUUCUCUCGACGGCCACCGACUCGACCGUUUCGCGGUGGUGAAGUUCCCGGGCCAGCCGGAGAAGCUCGUCGAUGGAACGAAGAGGAAGAAGGGGCAACCGCCUCCUCCACCACAAGCCAAGCCGAUCUUCUUCGUGGCCGUCGAUGAGCUACACGACGUCCUGCGGCAGGCGCAUAACAACAUCGGUCACGGGGGUAAGCACAGGAUGGUGGCAGAGCUCAAGGGGAAGUACAAGAACGCGACAGAAGAGGUGAUCCUUUUGUACUUAAGUCUCUGCCCCACCUGCAUCACGAAGAGAAACCCCGUGAGGAGAGGGAACACCGUCUGCCCAAUGGUGUUCCUCCAGAUGAAUGGCAGGAUGCAAGUCGAUCUGGUCGACAUGCAGUGA
Messenger RNA from Frankliniella occidentalis (western flower thrips), 582 nucleotides. RefSeq names its product KRAB-A domain-containing protein 2-like. The record is from RefSeq and is a predicted model, not a curated record. The transcript has a single exon. The coding region runs from base 1 to 582 and encodes 193 amino acids. NCBI's taxonomy places the organism in Eukaryota, Metazoa, Arthropoda, Insecta, Thysanoptera, Thripidae.